UCCAUCGAUUAUCGAUCACGGCGAUCGAUCGCCUCCUACCAACGGGGCGGGGCCUGGGAGGCGGUCCGUUGCUAAGGAGGAAGUUUGGCUGCGGCUCGCCGGAGCGUCAUUCAGCGGCGGUGGACUCAGAGCUGCUCUUCACUCUCUCUCUCUCUCUGGGAUUUGAAUAUUUUUUUUUUUUUUUUUUUUUUUUUUUUUUUUUUGUGUUGGCACGGUUCGUGGGACACAGGUGACGGCACGGAACGUGACAAGGGGGCAUCUUCUGGAUCGCAGCGGUGAUCACAGGGAGCUCAGCGAUGAAUAAGCUACGGCAGAGCUUCCGCCGGAAGAAAGACGUCUACGUGCCCGAGUCCAGUCGGCCGCACCAGUGGCAGACGGACGAGGAGGCCGUCCGCAGCGGAAAAUGCAGCUUCGCAGUCAAGUACCUGGGACAUGUGGAGGUGGAGGAGUCCAGAGGCAUGCACAUCUGUGAGGACGCAGUGAAGCGGCUGAAGACGGACAGGAAAUUCUUCAAAGGAUUCUUUGCAAAAGCUGGGAAGAAGCCCGUGCGAGCCGUGCUGUGGGUGUCUGCAGAUGGUCUCCGCGUCGUAGACGACAAAACAAAGGACCUGAUUCUGGACCAGACAAUAGAGAAGGUGUCGUUCUGCGCUCCGGACAGGAACUUCGAGAGGGCGUUCUCUUACAUCUGUAGGGACGGAACCACCCGACGCUGGAUCUGCCACUGCUUCAUGGCCAUUAAAGACUCAGGAGAGCGCCUCAGUCACGCCGUGGGUUGUGCGUUCGCCGCCUGCCUGGAGCGAAAGCAGAAGCGGGAGAAGGAGUGCGGGGUCACCGCGACCUUCGACGCCAACAGAACCACGUUCACCCGGGAGGGCUCGUUUCGCGUUACCACGGCAACGGAGGCGGCGGAGCGGGAGGAGGUCAUGAGGCAGAUACAGGAUGCUAAAAAAGCAGAGACGGACAUGAAGGUUUCCGGGAGCUCGGGCGGUGUGACAAACUCUGCGGUGCACCAGACGGGAGGCUCCCCGUCCCCCUCGUCCUCCCCGCCGCUCUCGGUGUCCGCGCUGGGUCCCCAGGCCAUACCCCGGAGACACGCGCCGGCCGAGGCGCUCGCCCGCCAGGGCUCCUUCAGGGGCUUCCCAGCCCUCAGCCAGAAGACGUCCCCCUUCAAGCGACAGCUGUCGCUGCGCAUGAACGAGCUGCCGUCCACCAUGCAGCGCAAGUCCGACUUCCCCAUCAAAAACACAGUCCCCGAGGUGGAGGGAGAGAGCGACAGCAUCAGUUCUCUGUGCACCCAGAUCACCGUGGCUUUCAGUGGACCCCCGGAGGACCCCUUCUCCUCCGCCCCGAUGCCCAAACCGGCCUCGUCCCCGCAGUCUCCCGUCGCUCCAGUGAAUGGCACGUCUCCCGCCUUCUCUGUUGCCGCCGCUACCGCUAACCCCCCAGUUCUGCCCCCUGCUCUGCCUGCUCGAGACACUAACCCCUGGGCUAAGAACCCAGCAGGGGCCCCGGCCUCAGCGCAGACAGGAAGUGACUGGUCAUCGACUGCCCCGGUGAUAGUGGUGCCGCCCCCGACGUCUUCCCCGGUGGCGCCGUCCCACAGGCGCACGCCGUCAGAGGCCGACCGGUGGUUGGAAGAAGUCACCAAAUCUGUGCGAGCCCCUCAGCCGAACCCCAUCAUGGCGGCGGCCACGCCCACGCCUCCCCCCCAGCCGUUCGCCGCCGCCGCCGCGCCGAUGCCCGUGGCUUCCGUCGCACCUGCUCCCCCGGUGUCUUACAUGCCCUCUCUCCCGCCCGCCGUGCCCAUCCUGCCCCCUCGCCAGCCGGCCUUCCACCCCCCGGCCCCGGCCUCCUACCCCAUGUCCAACGGGAUCCCGUUCUCCCAGCCCAGCGUGCCCGUGUUCGGCAUCACCCCUUCGCAGAUGGUGGCCAACGUGUUCGGCUCGGCGACGCAGCCCCAGCAGUUCCCCAUGCCGGCCGGGACGACGCCCCAGCACGACGUCCACGCCGGGGGUCACGUCAGCCCGUUCAUCAAACCCCCGCCGCCGUCCGCCGCCGCCGCCGCCGCCGCCGCCGCGAUCCCCACCCCCCUGCAGCCGUCCAACGGCAGCGUGACCUUCAACGGGGCGGACGGCUGGGCCGCUCCGGCUCAGGUCCCUCCGUCCUCCCCCUCCACCCUGCCCCCGCCCCCGCAGCCGCAGGAGGACGCCUUCGAGGCCCAGUGGGCGGCCCUGGAGGGACGCUCGCGCCAGCGCACCACGCCGUCGCCCACGAAUCCCUUCUCCACCGAGCUGCACAAGACCUUCGAGAUCCAGCUCUGAGGAACCGCGUUCGUUUAGAGUAGAGAAAAAGUACCGGACAAUAAAAGACUCGAGCAGCUGGAUGAUUGACGACGGAAGAGGUGGGAAUGUCCUCCUCUCGGUUUUAAGUGGAUGAACUCAGCAGGGCUGACGUGAGGUGGAGUGAAUCAGUGGGGAGCAGGACCCUAAGACUGGAAGAAGAAAAAAAAAAAAAACACACAACAGGCUGCAGCUCCCCGGGCAUUUCAUUAGCAUCGUCUCUAUUGUUUUGUUUGUGCCGUGGAGCGCGAGGCCGCCAUCACCCUGUGGAAUAUCUGUGUGGCGCCACACCCCGUCUGCCCCUCCACCUGCCCAGGUGUGGCCGCCCCUCCCCCCUCCCUCCCUCCCUCCCGUCAUUAGCUCCCAGCGCCCCCUGUUGGCAGGACAAUCCCUCCCUCACCUGGAGGAACUGCAGCACUGAGAACCCGGCUUCCACAUGAGGAGUUCUCAUUAAUAACUUCCCAGUCAUGAGAAUAGAGCGAGACAAUGCCAAAAUCUUUAUUUUUAUGCAUUAAGUAUAUUUUAAAUAGCUUUGGAAUCUAACAGAAGAGUUGUAAGUAAUUUUGCCAAAGGCACAGGCUAGCUACGAUGAAACAAGUUUAUGUUCGUGUAUACAAGAAAUGAUCGUAUAUGUUAUACAUAAAUAUAUAUAUAUAAAUAUCUAUAAAGAAUCUAUACUGUACACACAGCUCACGGCAGUGCUAAUUUUUAAUGUGAUGUAAAGAGAUUUUGUGAAGGGACAGCUGCUUUACUUUUGUGUUUUAUUUUUGUUUUUUUAAAAAGAAGAUCUCUUCAUCGCCGUCUCUUGCAUCCUGUGAUUGGAUGUGAAGCAUCUCACUGUAAAUAGGGAAUCAUUGCAGCAACAAUCAAUGUGGACCUAGCGAUGGUGGCGGUGCCCGACUGGUUGCCUCUCUGACCUGUGCUCAGUUUUUAAUAGUUUAGUACACAACAGUACUUAACGUCUAACUUCUCCCGUCUUACUCUGCAUUCUUAUUUCGUGUGCGGUAACGACCUCCCUAUUUGUUUUGUUUUUUAAUAUUUUAUUUAACACGGUAGGAUGCAUUGUCUCUUUCUCCACAUUCUUUUUUUUUUUUUUUUAGUAGUAGUUGAUUUGUUUUUUCUGUUUUAUUUUGCACAAGCACUAAAGUAGAUGAUUCGAACCUCACAGGUGACCUUGAUCAACGUGGGUUGGGUCAGUUGUGGUGCUGCAGUGGCUGACCUGCCCCGUCCUCCGUUAGCCUCCCGUGGUUCUGACGGGCAGCAGAAAAACUGCAGGGAGAUUUAAAAACGAAAAAAAUAAGAAAAAGGAAAAAAAAAAAAAAAAAGGUUUCAUCUCUCACCGUCUGAUUUCUCUCUGUCAUGUUUUUAUUUUUUUAAAUCAAGCCUGUGAAUACGAUCUAUUCUCUGAUCUAUUUUUCCAUUUUGUAAUUAUUUCAUUACUUUAUUCCACUUUUUUGGAGAAAUAUUGAAGCUAAAAGAUUGAAUAAAUUCAUGGUGGUAGAGGAAAAAAAA
Molecule: messenger RNA, 3851 nt
Organism: Mugil cephalus (flathead mullet)
Lineage: Eukaryota; Metazoa; Chordata; Actinopteri; Mugiliformes; Mugilidae
Gene: numb
Product: NUMB endocytic adaptor protein
Exons: 11
Coding region: 297-2321 (674 amino acids)
Molecular function (GO): cadherin binding
Source: RefSeq, a predicted model, not a curated record